AUGUCACUGACUUCAUAUCAGCAUGGUCUACAGAAAGCGUCGGAUACCGCCAACAAGGCCAUCUCAGUCGAAGCUUCCUUAGCGAAAUUACCACCCACUUGUUCUCCUCUACCCACUCUCCUCAAGUCCUUCCCAUUGUACAUAUCAGCAGCUCAGUCAUACUCACAUCUCCUCUCUUCAGGUCUUGUUCCUUCAUCGGAUGUAUCUGCAGUCAAGAAGAAAUGGCGUUUAGUGUUGGAACGUGCUGAGAAGAUCAAGAGACGGGUGGAAGAAUUGGGUGGCCAAGUGGGAAAAGCUUCCGUGGGGGAUGAAGGGGAAGAGAAAGCUGUUUUGAGACGAGGGAGGAAGAUAAAUAGUUACGAGUUUGAAGAAUGGGUAGAACCGUCUUCGCGGGAGUUUGACAUCGGGGAGGAGGGAAGAUGGAAAGGAGAUGAAUUAGCUUUACCUCACAGAGAAGGUCCUGUCGAUUGGUUGGAAUCUACCAAUCUUUCAUGGACCGGGUUCGAGGAGAAGAUGAGGAGAAGGGGGCAAGGUAGAUGUGUGGUGAGGCAGGGAAUAGGAGCGGAUUGUUCUAUAGCUGCUGCUCUCACAGUGUGUUUGGAGCAUAAUUGUCGCUGGGGCACCAAGUUGGGAGCAGGAAAUCUUUGGCCGAAAGACGUAAAUGGAUCUCCCGUACAAUCCCAAAACGGAAAACAUGUUUUGAAACUCAUGUUGAAUGGUUGUUGGCGCUCAGUCAUUCUGGACUCUCUUCUACCUCAUGAUAUGUCCACUGGCACCCCACUGUAUUCCCUACCAUACUUACUCGAUUCCACCUCGUCCACCGAUCUGACCUCUAACACAGGUCAAGCAUGGAUCCCGCUCGUCAGCAAAGGUCUUUUGAUGUCUCUCGGGGGUUACGACAUAAGAGGUAGUAAUCCCUCCCUCGAUCUUUAUUCUUUGACCGGCUGGGUACCUGAACGUAUAUCCCUCAGACAAGGAUUCCAGCGUGAGAAAGAGUGGAAUAGGGUUUAUAAGGCUUGGGAAAGGGGGAAGGUGUUGGUGACAUUGGGUACUGGGAGUGAGACGAAUCAAACCCUGAUUUCCUUGCAUGCUUAUGCUAGAAUUUUGGAGAUCUUUGAUCCUGGGAUACAGGAGACCUCUCAACAUGAUAUCGAAAGUCGGAUAGCGGAUCUGAAACUUGAACCACGUUGUAUUUUCACUAUGACAUGGGAUCAAGUCUGUACCUCUUUCGACGAGUUAGAUCUCAAUUGGAAUCAUACUUUACUUCCUGUAACGACAAUACGGCACUGGGCGUGGUCUACUCCUACAUCUCCCGAGGCAUCGUCGGGUAAAGCACCUCUCGCAACUCUGAACUCUCUCUAUCAUCUCAACUAUACUACUCCACCUGGAAGCUUAGAAAUCUGGCUUCUUCUUUCUCAGCAUACAGUUAGCAAAGACAGAAUAUUAGACGAUAUAGCUCUCCAUAUAUUCGACCAUCACUCUACACCUCCUAGCAAAGCCUCUUGUCUGACACGUGUUGAUACUGAAACACAGACACCAUAUUCCAAUAACCUCCAUAUCCUAGUGAAACAUCGUCUUAGGAGAUGUUCGGGAACUCUCCUGAUCAUUCCCUCAAGAGACAGGGGCAUAUUUCAAACUUCUUUCACCUUGCGUGUCUUCGCACCUCCAAGUUCGACCCUGUCAUUGGAGAGAAUAUCACAAUCUUUACCUUUCGAUCAGACUAUUGAGAACACUCUCACGUCCCGGACGGCGGGAGGAAACCCGGGACAACCGACGUAUAUGUUCAACCCGCAAUAUUCCCUGCAAAUCAGCGAGGACUCUUUUCGAAAGAAAGGCGUUCUUCGGGUUAGUGUCAGGGGAGGUAAGGAAAUCGCGUGGAAUGUAAGUAUCGUUUGGGGUAAAGGGGAGAGAGUUUUCGAAUUAGAACCCAAAAGUGUUCUAGUAGGAUCCGGUCCAUACACUUACGGGGCUGCGUAUUGUCAAAUGGAAGAUAUACAACUCGGCACGUAUACGUUGGUUGUGUCGACAUUUGAGCCUGGUCAGUUGGGCUCCUAUCGCUUAUCGGUGGACAGCGACCUUCCUGUGAAGUUGUCGAAUGUUGCGUUGGAAGGGGCGGGAAUGUUCUCGCGUACCGUCGUUGGCCAAUGGACCCAAGCCACCGCAGGCGGUCGACCGUCCGGGGGAAAGUAUGAUCUGAACCCUCAAAUCGAACUCAUUCUUCCUUCACCGACGAUGAUCAUGGCCAGACUAUACCUUCCCACACCCUCUCCAACACCUCUCAAUUUGACUAUCUUCCGUCGUGCCACGGGUUCUGCACUAGGUGAAGAAAUAGUCACGACUGGACCUUAUUCCGACGCUCCGUCCGGGGUGAAGAUAAAUCGAGUCAAACUGGAUGCGGGGGUGUAUAUCGCCGUCCCUUCGACUUAUACGAGUUGGGAAGGAUGUUGGAAAUGUCUUCUAUGGGCCGAUGUGGGUUUUACGGCGGAGUUGAGACGAUGACGAUCGGGUCUACAAUAUCGAAAUCCGCGCUUUGACUCGCUACGACUGUCAUUGCUCUGAGAAUUGAAGACCCCAAGCCCCGUCCGACACCUCGGAUCAUUUUGGGUCAUAUUGUUUUGAUUCUAUGGCAUGAUCGAAACUUC
Molecule: messenger RNA, 2642 nt
Organism: Tremella mesenterica DSM 1558
Lineage: Eukaryota; Fungi; Basidiomycota; Tremellomycetes; Tremellales; Tremellaceae
Exons: 11
Coding region: 1-2499 (832 amino acids)
Biological process (GO): proteolysis
Molecular function (GO): calcium-dependent cysteine-type endopeptidase activity
Source: RefSeq, a predicted model, not a curated record